AUGGACAAGACUUCAUCCUCGUCGGACAUCACCACCGUCCACCCCGACAUCUUUCAAUCCCACAUCCUUAAUCGCCUCGACGGCCCCACCCUCGCUUCCGCCGCUUCCGCCACCUCUCACCUCCGCGGCCUCUGCACCGAACACCACCUCUGGCGUAACAUCUGCGCCGCCACGUGGCCUUCUCUCAACGAUCCCCUCGCCGCGGCCACCAUCGCCACCUUCCCCGCCACCCACCGCUCCAUCUUCUCCGACUCCUUCCCCUCCCUCCACCACUCCCCUCCCAAUCCCAUCCCAACACAACCACCGACACCUCCGCCGCCGGAGCUCAUCUCCGCCGUGGACAUAUACUACAAGGGCAAACCCGUCUUUUCCCGCGUCAUCCGAACCGAAACCCACAAGGGGUGGUUCCUCUGCUCCCCCCUCUGGGUGGACCUCCUCGACCCCACCGAGGUGGUCCCCACUCCCCUGAAAUUCGCCCAAACCAACGACGAAAUCGAAUUGCUCAACCACCUCGUGGAGAAUCUCGCCCUCAGCUGGAUCAUCAUCGACCCGACCCGAAAACGCGCCGCGAACCUCUCCAGCCGCCGCCCGGUUUCGGCGCGGCGCCACUGGCUCACGGCGGAGCUCGAGGUGCUCUACGCCGUGCCCAUGGAGACAGUCCAGUGCGUCGUAAAGGUCACGUGCUGCGGGAAGGUCGGCGGCGCGAUGCACGUGCGCGAGGUGAGCCUCACCAUGGAGGACACCGAGGGGAGGCACGUGAUGGGCAGGGACGGCGUCGUAAUUUUACAAGACGCGAUGGAGAAUGGGAAGAGAGAAAAACUUGACGCGGAGAAAGCGAAAGAGAGGUUCGAGAAAUUCUCCAUUGUGAAGAGAGAGAUUAGAGAGAGGAAGAUGAGGAGAGACAGGGCAAUGGACAUGGUUGCCAUGUUGAUCGCUUUUGCUGUUUUUGCUUUGCUCUUCUGCUUCAUGGCUUUUGGUGUUUGACCAAAACGUUGCCGUUUUUGCUGGAGAGAAGACUAACCCUUUUACCUCUGCCUUUGGACUUUGGGGGUUGGUUGCACUCAAACGGAAGAGAAAAGAAAAAUAUUCAACAAGUAAAUAGUAUAGUUGAAACAUGAAAGUCAGAAAAAACAACAACAUAUACGAUAGAAAAACGUGUGUAUCUUAUUCCAAUUGGUUAAUUUAUUUUUUCUUUUGACCCAUACCAUGUUUCCUUGUUACCUAACUCAAUUAUACAAAUUCUAUAUAGUUUUUUAGUUUUU
Molecule: messenger RNA, 1262 nt
Organism: Glycine soja
Lineage: Eukaryota; Viridiplantae; Streptophyta; Magnoliopsida; Fabales; Fabaceae
Product: F-box protein At2g27310-like
Exons: 1
Coding region: 1-984 (327 amino acids)
Molecular function (GO): protein binding
Source: RefSeq, a predicted model, not a curated record